Spirometra erinaceieuropaei is the source of this 2368-nucleotide messenger RNA. Lineage: Eukaryota; Metazoa; Platyhelminthes; Cestoda; Diphyllobothriidea; Diphyllobothriidae. The record is from the annotation of a GenBank genome assembly.
AUGGACCGCCACAUCAUUAUCUCCGAGGUGAGACUCCAUCUGCAACACCGCAGGAGACCACAACUUUAGUGCCCCCCAGGUAAGCGAACAUUGUUCUGCCGCCUUUUCUUUCGCUUAUUCUUGUUUGCUUGAUCUCCGUCUGCUUGUUUGUGUUGUCCUCGUUGAAAUCUAAAUGUCGUUCUGUCGAAUUUCCUCUGUCUCUUUUGCUUUUUCGCUGUUCUUGCCUGCUUGUUUUUUGUCUGCUUGUUCGCGUCUGACCUUAUUCUAAGCUAAAUGAAGUUCUGUUAAAUUCGCCUACUCACCGAUUGUAUUUCAUCAACCAUUAGCCUAGAGAGGGACGAGAAAACUCUGCUUUCCUUCUCUCUACCCUUCCCCCAUCCUCAUUCCUCCCCUGCAAGCCCUACAGCGAUAUUGUAGGCGGACGCAGGUUAAGUCAGGUCGUUCUCCCACUGAACACAAGUCAUAGCCCAUGGUGACGUUCGGCAGCCGUCUGGGACAACGGAGCAGCUCUAUUUAGGGAGAGCACUGCUCACCCCCACGAGAGGAAAGGGGCUAGAAAAGGUGCCCUAAACAAAUGCUAGGGAUUUACGCCGUCUGCAGACUGACCGUCGCCUCAGACGCAAAACUCACGGUCGAAACAAUCAAAUAAGAGGCAACACCCUCUCUCUUCCCCUUCCUGAUCCUCCCCGCCGCCCCACUCGCCAGACCGGUAAGGUGAAUCCGUCCAAUCUGGCAGCCUGGAAUGCUCGUUUCCUUUUAGACAAUCCGAGGGGCAACCGAUUGGAACGGAGGACGGCAUUAGUGUCUCGGGAACUGGCGCGCUACAAGGUGGACAUCACUGCACUCAGCGAGACCCGCUUCCCCAAACAAGGCUAACUGGGGGAGGUUGGUGCCGGUUACACCUUCCGGGGCGGUCGCCUCAGGGCACAGUUACGGGACACGAGCAUCGUCUUUGCCAUCCGGAAUGAUAUUGUGGGACGAUUUCCCUGUCUGCCGCAGGGCAACAAAGAUCGCCUGAUGAGCCUCCGCCCCCCUCUUCGUGGAAACAAAUUCGCCACCAUCAUCAGCAUCUACGCCCCGACGAAACGAGAAACAAAGUCUUCGAGGAUCUGCACGCCCUCCUGACGAUUGUGCGGAAGGCGGAUAAGUUAAUUGUCCUUGGUGACUUCAACGCCCGCGCGGCACAGACCAUGCUGCCUGGAGAGGAGUGCUGCGUCCUCAUGGUCUCGACGACCCCAAUGAUAAUGGCCUGCUCCUCCCACGAACCUGCAUAGAACACCGGCUCAUCCUGACGAACACCUUCUUUCACCUCCCUAUGCGAGAGCAGGUCACCUGGAUGCAUCCUCGGCCGCGUCAGUGGCACCUGUUGGACUAUGCUUUCAUCUGGAGACGAGACCAGACGGACGCUCUACUGACAAAGGCGAUCCCGGGUGGCAACGGGUGGCGACGGGUGGACCGAUCAUCGGUCGAUCACCUCGCAGAAUCGGAUUCACCUAUGGCCUCGCAGGAAACCUCAAGGUAAUCAGCCCUCAAGUAAGCUGAAUAUUACUUUGUUGUCUUUGCCUGUUCACCAUCUCCAUUUCAGCAGCGCGGUAGCUCAACGGCUGACAACCUACCAGUCGCUGAUGCCGCCGCCGCCGCUGACGAGAACGCCUCCGCGGAGAACCUAAGGUGUCGACUACCGGAUACAAUCAAGUCGACGUCCAUGGCUGUCCUCGGUCACGCACGACGCCAUCACCAGGACUGGUUUGACGGUAACGAAGCCGCCAUCAGCAACCUGCUCACCGAGAGGAACCGCCCGCACAAAUCCUACGUCAACCGCAACACCGACGACAAUAAAGCGACCUUCUACCGUAGUCGCCGCCUUGCGCAACAGCGGCUGUGCGAGAUGCAGAAGGCUUGGACAACUCGUAAAGCCGAGGAGAUCCAAGGGUACGCGGACUGCAACGAAUGGAAGAAUUUCUUCUCCGCAAUGAAGGCUGUUUACGGUGAAUCGCGAAGGAAUGUAGAGAAUCGGGCAGAAAUUCGGCUGUCCCGAACAAUUCAAUCAGAUGCUGCGUCAGCUCCACGAUGGGAUGAUGCGCGAGUCACAGAUAAUGAAGCUGUCUCAAAGGUAUUCGCAGUGACCAACGGAGUGAAGCAGGACUGCGUCCUCGCGCCCACCCUCUUCAGUCUCAUGUUAUCUGCCAAAGUCAGCCAAGCCUUCGGCCGUCUGCAAAACAUCGUCUGGAACCGUCACGGUCUCCAUCCAAACACCAAGCUGAAGAUGUACAGGGCAGGCAUCCUGCCGACACUGCUGUAUGGAGCAGAGACCUGGACGGUCUACAAGAAGCAGGCGCGGAGACUCAAUCACUUCCAUCUCAACUGA